This is a messenger RNA of Talpa occidentalis (Iberian mole), 16854 nucleotides long. RefSeq names its product heparan sulfate proteoglycan 2 (gene HSPG2). The transcript has 97 exons. The record is from RefSeq and is a predicted model, not a curated record. The coding region runs from base 940 to 14016 and encodes 4358 amino acids. Gene Ontology annotation, molecular function: protein binding; calcium ion binding. Lineage: Eukaryota; Metazoa; Chordata; Mammalia; Eulipotyphla; Talpidae.
CUGGGCCCCCCUGUCUGCCUCCUCCGCUGGGGCUCAUCACCUGAGAGGGAAGGCUGAUGGCCAGGGAGGGAAGGGGCAGCUCCUGUCUGGGUUUUCUCAGGCGACAGGGUGUUACCGUGAGAGAACAGGCCCCGCCUGUCACCAACUAGCUGUCACCUGGCCUGCGUUCCCUCCGCCAGCACUUCAUUUCAUGGGGCCUUGGGCCUUUUGCCUUCAAGAAACAACCCCUUCUGUCUUUUCACAACCCCUGUGGGGUCACAUCUUGUACUUCUAAGGCUGUACUUAGGGAGAGCUAGUUUGCCAACUGGCUGAGGGAAAGGAGUGCAUUUGGGGUAGAUAUUGCUAAAAUGCAUUCUGUGGAACCCCAGUCCCAGGAGCUCUGUGUGAAAAAGUGUUCCAACUUAAGCAAGUUUGAGAAGCAGUAGUCUCUGCUGCCCUCAUCUUGGUGUUUGAGACAUCUUGGACUUAGGGGAACUGGCUCAGCCACGUUUAGCAGCCAUUACCAGAUGUGUUUGUCUGUGGGACCUCCCCCAUUCCCAGUCCUGUCCAGUCACUGUGCUCUGGACUUUCCUCUUGAGCAGAGGGGCUGGGCACUUCAAAAGAAAGGGCCCUCCCUUUUCUUUCAGCUCUCUUGCCCACAGGCUGUCUUCAGCUGUGGGUUCAGGCCUGCCUGCCCCUCCCCCCCUCCAGGAAGCAGAUGAGGAAAGGCUGGGGGCCAGGGGGAGCUGGCCUCCUUGGCUGCAGCUGUGGGGCUGCCGCUCCAGCCUGUUUUUUCCUGCUGCUGAUGCCCACAGGAGCGAGUGGGAGUGGAGUCACCAGGGCCUGGCUGCCCGGCACAAGGCCUCUGAGCCAGAGCUUCAGCCCCUGCUUGCCUCAGAGACACCGCCCACCCCCCAACUCCGAGAUGCCGGUGGGCAGCCAGCAGGUCUCUCCUCAGUGAUGGUGACCCAAGGGCUGCGGGCAUAUGAUGGCUUGUCUCUGCCUGAAGACGCGGAGACGGUCACCAUGGGCCGGGCUGGCUGGAGCUAUCCAGACCUUUCUGAUGAUGAGGACUUGCUGGCUGACGAAGCUGAGGCAUCUGGAGAGGGCCUGGGCAGUGGAGACCUGGGCAGUGGGGACUUCCAGAUGGUUUAUUUCCGGGCCCUGGUAAAUUUCACUCGCUCCAUCGACUAUAGCCCUCAGCUGGAGGAUGCAAGCUCCAAGGAGUUCCUAGAGGUGUCCGAGGCUGUGGUAAACACGCUGGAGGCAGAGUACUUGAAGAUUCCUGGAGACCAGGUUGUCAAUGUCGUGUUCAUCAAGAAGCUGGACAGCUGGGUCUUUGUGGAACUGGACGUGGGCUCAGAAGGGAAUGCGGACGGGGCUCAGAUUGAGGAAGUGCUGCGCUCGGUCAUCGCCAAUGGCUCCAUCGCCUCCUACACCACCUCUCUCCAGGGAUUCCAGUUCCGACGUCUAGGCACAGUGCCCCAGUAUACAAGAGUCUGCACUGAGGCCGAGUUUGCCUGCCACAGCCACAACGAGUGUGUGCCUCUGGAGUACCGCUGUGACCGGAGACCCGACUGCAGGGACAUGUCCGAUGAGCUCGAUUGUGAGGAGCCCAUCAGCUCCACGCCACCCCAUCUGGUGGAGACAUCACCUUUACCACCCCGGCCAGAGACAACCACAUUGCAGCCACCAGUCACCCCCACCCCUCAGCAGCUGCUUCCCCAUCUGCCCGGGACUCUGCACUGUGGGCCCCAUGAGGCCAUGUGCCACAGCGGGCACUGCAUCCCCAAAGACUAUGUCUGCGAUGGGCAGGAGGACUGCAAGGAUGGCAGUGAUGAGCUGGACUGCGGCCCUGCCCCGCCCUGUGAGCCCAAUGAAUUUGCCUGUGGAAACGGGCACUGUGCCCUCAAGCUGUGGCACUGUGAUGGCGACUACGACUGUGAGGACCGCACUGAUGAGGCCAACUGCACCGCCAAGCGCCCCGAGGAUGUCUGUGGGCCCACCCAGUUCCGCUGCGUCUCCACAAGCACGUGCAUCCCGGCCAGCUUCCACUGCGACGAGGAGAGUGACUGUCCCGAUCGCAGUGACGAGAUUGGCUGCAUGCCCCCUCAGGUGGUGACCCCUCCCCAGGAGUCCAUCCAGGUUUCCCGGGGCCAGACGGUGACCUUCACCUGCGAGGCCAUCGGGGUCCCUACCCCCAUCAUCAACUGGAGGCUCAACUGGGGCCACAUCCCGUCUAAUGCCAGGGUGACAAUGACCAGCGAAAGAGGCCGUGGCACGCUGACCAUCCGCGAUGUGAAGGAGGCCGACCAGGGUGCCUACACCUGUGAGGCCAUGAACGCCCGAGGCAUGGUGUUCGGCAUCCCUGACGGUGUCCUAGAGCUCAUCCCACAGAGAGGGCCCUGUCCUGAAGGACACUUCUACCUGGAAGACAGCGCCUCCUGCCUGCCCUGCUUCUGCUUUGGUGUCACCAGGGUGUGCCAGAGUAGCCGCCGCUUCCGAGACCAAAUCCAACUGCGCUUUGACCAGCCUGACGACUUCAAGGGCGUGAACGUGACGAUGCCCUCGCAGCCCGGCAUGCCCCCCCUCUCUUCCACCCAGCUGCAGAUUGACACUGCCAGGCAGGAGUUCCAGCUGGUCGACCUGUCUCGCCGCUUCCUGGUCCAUGACUCCUUCUGGGCUCUGCCUGAGCAGUUCUUGGGCAACAAGGUGGACUCUUACGGUGGCUCCCUGCGCUACAAGGUGCACUACGAGCUAGCACGUGGCACACUGGAGCCAGUGCAGCGGCCAGAUGUAGUCCUCGUGGGUGCUGGGUAUCGCCUUCUCUCCCGAGGCCACACGCCCACCCAACCCGGCACCCUGAACCAGCGCCAGGUCCAGUUCUCUGAGGAGCACUGGGUCCAUGAGUCUGGUCGGCCAGUGCAGCGGGCGGAGAUGCUGCAGGUGCUGCAGAGCCUGGAGGCCGUGCUCAUCCAGACAGUGUACAACACCAAGAUGGCUAGUGUGGGGCUCAGCGACAUCAUCAUGGAUACCACUGUCUCCCAUGCUACCAGCCAUGGCCGUGCCCACAGUGUGGAGGAAUGCAGGUGCCCUGCUGGCUACACCGGCUUGUCCUGUGAGAGCUGUGAUGCCCACUUCACCCGAGUGCCUGGUGGGCCCUACUUGGGCACCUGCUCUGGCUGUAACUGCAAUGGCCAUGCCAGCUCCUGUGAUCCCGUGUAUGGCCACUGCCUGAAUUGUCAACACAACACAGAGGGGCCACAGUGCAACAAAUGCAAAGCUGGUUUCUUUGGGGAUGCCACAAAGGCCACGGCCACUGCCUGCCGACCUUGCCCUUGUCCGUACAUCGACACCUCCCGCAGAUUCUCAGAUACCUGCUUCCUGGACACAGAUGGCCAAGCCACAUGUGACGCAUGUGCCCCAGGCUACACGGGCCGCCGCUGCGAGAGCUGUGCCCCCGGAUAUGUGGGCAACCCCAUUCAGCCAGGCGGAAAGUGCAGGGCCACCACCCAGGAGAUUGUGCGCUGUGAUAAUCGAGGCAGCAUAGGGACCUCUGGGGAGACCUGCCUUUGUAAGAACAACGUGGUGGGGCGCCUGUGCAACGAGUGUGUGGCUGGCUCUUUCCACCUGAGUAACCACAACCCCGAUGGCUGCCUCAAGUGCUUCUGCAUGGGUGUCAGUCGCCAGUGCACCAGCUCCUCCUGGAGCCGAGACCAGGUGCACGGGACCUCUGAGGAGCCCACUCAGUUCAGCCUGACCAACGCUGCAGGCACCCACACCACCAGCGAGGACAUCUCAUCCCCCUCACCCGGGGAACUGGUCUUUUCCUCCUUCCACAACCUCCUAACCGGACCCUACUUCUGGAGCCUCCCUUUGCGCUUCCGUGGGGACAAGGUCACCUCCUAUGGAGGAGAGUUGCGCUUCACGGUGACCCAGCGGCCCCACCCUGGCGCCCUGCCCCUACACCGGCAGCCCCUGGUGGUGCUCCAGGGCAACGGCAUCGUCUUGGAGCAUCACACCUCCCAGGACCUUAUUCCUGGCCAACCCAGCACCUUCACCGUGCCGUUCCGGGAGCAAGCCUGGCAGCGGCCCGACGGGCAGCCGGCCACACGGGAGCACCUGUUGAUGGCGCUGGCGGGUAUUGAUGCCCUCCUGAUCCAGGCAUCCUAUACCCAGCGGCCAGCUGAGAGCAGGGUCUCUGGCAUCACCAUGGACGUGGCUGUGCCCGAGCACACGGGCCAGGAUCCUGCCCUGGAGGUGGAGCAGUGUACCUGCCCACCUGGGUACCGCGGCCCCUCCUGCCAGGACUGUGACACCGGCUACACACGCAUGCCCAGCGGCCUCUACCUGGGUACCUGUGAACGAUGCAGCUGCCAUGGUCACUCGGAGGCCUGUGAGCCCGAAACAGGAGCCUGCCAGGGCUGCCAGCAUCACACGGAGGGUCCUCGGUGUGAGCAGUGCCAGCCCGGGUACUACGGGGACGCCCAGAGGGGGACGCCGCUGGACUGCCAACCGUGCCCGUGCUAUGGAGCCCCCGCCAGUGGCCAGGCCACCCACACUUGCUUUCUGGACACAGACGGCCACCCCACCUGUGAUGCGUGCUCCCCAGGCCACAGUGGGCGUCACUGUGAGAGGUGUGCCCCCGGUUACUAUGGCAAUCCCAGCCAAGGCCAGCCAUGCAGAAGAGAUGGCCAAAUACCAGACCUGAACGGCUGUGGCUGCGACCCCCAGGGCAGCAUCGGCAGCCAGUGUGACGCUGCUGGCCAGUGCCAGUGCAAGGCCCAAGUAGAAGGCCUCACCUGUAGCCACUGUCGACCCCACCACUUCCACCUGAGUGCCAGGAACCCUGAUGGCUGCCUGACCUGCUUCUGCAUGGGCGUCACCCAGCAGUGCGCCAGCUCCUCUUACACCCGCCACCUGAUCUCUACCCACUUUGCCCCCGGGGAUUUCCAAGGCUUUGCUCUGGUGAACCCACAAAGGAACAGCCACCUGACGGGGGGUUUUACCGUGGAGCCCGUGCCCGAGGGGGCCCAGCUAUCCUUCAGCAACUUCGCCCACCUCGGCCACGAGUCCUUCUACUGGCAGCUGCCAGAGACGUACCAGGGAGACAAGGUAGCAGCUUAUGGCGGGAGACUGCGCUACACCCUCUCCUACACAGCGGGGCCGCAGGGCAGCCAGCUCUCAGACCCUGACGUCCAGAUCACGGGCAACAACAUCAUGCUGGUGGCCUCCCAACCGGCACCGCAGGGCCCAGAGAGGAAGAGCUACGAGAUCAUGUUCCACGAGGAAUUCUGGCAACGGCCUGACGGGCAGCCGGCCACACGCGAGCACCUCCUGAUGGCGUUGGCUGACCUGGACGAGCUGCUGGUUCGGGCCACCUUCUCCUCCGUGCCGGUGGCGGCCAGCAUCAGCGCCGUCAGCCUGGAGGUAGCCCAGCCUGGGCCCUCAAACGGACCCCGGGCCCUCGAGGUGGAGGAGUGCCGCUGCCCCCCGGGCUAUGUCGGUCUGUCCUGCCAGGACUGUGCCUCGGGCUACACCCGCACGGGGAGUGGGCUCUACCUCGGCCAAUGUGAGCUGUGUGAGUGCAAUGGCCACUCGGACCUGUGCCACCCAGAGACCGGGGCCUGCUCGCAGUGCCAGCACAACACCGCCGGGGAGUUCUGCCAGCUGUGUGCGCCUGGCUACUACGGAGAUGCCACAGCCGGGACACCCGAGGACUGCCAGCCCUGUGCCUGCCCACUGACCAACCCAGAGAACAUGUUCUCCCGCACCUGUGAGAGUCUGGAAGCUGGUGGGUACCGCUGCACGGCCUGUGAGCCUGGCUACACCGGCCAGUACUGCGAGCAGUGUGCCCCAGGUUAUGUGGGCAACCCCAAUGUGCGGGGAAGCCGGUGUCUGCCACAGGCUGACCAUGCCUCUCUGGUGGUCCGGGUCCAUCCUCCUCGGAGCAUAGUACCCCAAGGUGGCUCCCACUCCCUGCGGUGCCAGGUCAGCGGGACCCCACCCCACUACUUCUACUGGUCUCGUGAAGAUGGACAGCCAGUGCCCAGCAGCACCCAACAGCGACAUCAAGGCUCCGAACUCCAUUUCCCCAGCAUCCAGCCCUCAGAUGCGGGAGUCUACAUUUGCACCUGCCGUAACCUCCAUCUUGCCAAUACCAGCCGGGCAGAGCUGCUGGUCACUGAGGCCCCGAGCAAGCCCAUCACAGUGACAGUGGAGGAGCAGCGGAGCCAGAGUGUUCGCCCCGGAGCUGACGUCACCUUCAUCUGCACAGCCAAGAGCAAGUCUCCAGCUUACACCCUGGUGUGGACCCGCCUGCACAAUGGGAAACUGCCAGCCCGCGCCAUGGACUUCAAUGGCAUCUUGACCAUUCGCAAUGUGCAGCCGAGCGACGCGGGCACCUACGUGUGCACCGGCUCCAACAUGUUCGCCAUGGACCAGGGCACAGCCACACUGCAUGUGCAAGCCUCGGGCACCCAGUCUGCCCCUGUGGUCUCCAUCCACCCGCCGCAGCUCACGGUACAGCCCGGGCAGCUGGCUGAGUUCCGCUGCAGCGCCACAGGGCACCCCACGCCCACCAUUGAGUGGUCAGGGGGCCCUGGCGGCCAGCUCCCGCAGAAGGCACAAAUCCACGGUGGCAUCCUGCGCCUACCAGCCACUGAGCCCGCCGAUCAGGCCCAGUACUUGUGCCGAGCCCACAGCAGUGCUGGGCAGCACAUGGCCAGGGCCGUGCUCCACGUGCAUGGGGGCAGCGGGCCCAGGGUCCAGGUGAGCCCAGAGAGCACCCAGGUUCAGGAAGGCCACACUGUCAGGCUGUACUGCAGGGCCACGGGUGUCCCCAGUGCCACCAUCACCUGGAGGAAGGAAGGAGGCAGCCUCCCUCUGCAGGCCCGGUCUGAAAGCAACGACAUCGCCACGCUGCUCAUCCCAGCCAUCACGGCCGCCGACGCUGGCUUCUACCUCUGUGUGGCCACCAGCCCCGCGGGCACUGCCCAGGCCCGCAUCGAAGUGAUCGUCCUUGCAGCCUCCGGUUCCAGCUCCCACCCAGUCAGGAUCGAGACUUCAUCACCUUCUAUGACUGAAGGGCAGACGCUGGACCUCAGCUGUGUGGUGGCAGGACAGACCCAGGCCCAGGUCACGUGGUACAAGCGAGAGGGCAGCCUGCCUCCCCGCACCCAGGUCCAUGGCUCCCGCCUGCGACUCCCCCAGGUGUCGCCAGCUGAUUCUGGGGAAUACGUGUGCCGCGUGGAGAACGGGUCGGGACCCAAGGAGGCCUCCGUCAUCAUCUCUGUUCACGGCUCCCAGGAGCCAGGCAACACCCAGCCCAUCCGCAUCGAGCCCUCCUCCUCCCACGUGGCCGAAGGGCAGACCCUGGAUCUGAACUGCGUGGUGCCCGGGCAGGCCCACGCCCAGGUCACCUGGCACAGGCGUGGGGGCAGCCUCCCUGCCCGGCACCAGACCCAUGGCUCGUUGCUGCGACUGUACCAGGUGUCCCCUGCUGACUCGGGCGAGUACUUCUGCCGAGUAGUCCUUGGCUCUCGGCCCCAGGAGACCUCUGUGCUAGUCUCCAUUGAGCCUGCCGGCUCCCUCUCUGCCCCAGGACCUGUCCCUCCCGUCAGGAUUGAGUCUUCAUCCCCCACUGUGGCCGAGGGGCAGACCCUGGACCUGAACUGUGUGGUAGCAGGGCAGGCCCACGCCCAGGUCACUUGGUACAAGCGCGGGGGCAGCCUCCCCGCCCGGCACCAGGUCCGUGGCUCCCGUCUGUACAUCUUCCAAGCUUCACCAGCUGACGCGGGCGAGUACGUCUGCCGGGCCAGCAAUGGUGUGGAGGCCUCCUUCAGGGUCACAGUAGCAGGGACCCAAGGGGCCAACUUCGCCUACCCUCCUGGUGGCUCCCAGCCCAUCCGCAUCGAGUCCUCCUCCUCCCAUGUGGCAGAGGGGCAGACCCUGGACCUGAACUGCGUGGUGCCCGGGCAGGCCCAUGCCCAGAUCACAUGGCACAAGCGUGGGGGCAGCCUCCCUGCCCGGCACCAGACCCACGGCUCACUGCUGAGGCUAAACCAGGUGACCCCGGCUGACUCAGGCGAGUAUGUGUGCCGAGUAGUGGGGGGCUCUGUGCCCCUGGAGGCCUCCGUCCUAGUCUCCAUCGAGCCUGCAAGCUCUGUGCCUGCACUGGGGGUCACCCCACCAGUCCGGAUUGAGUCCUCCUCCUCACACGUGGCUGAAGGGCAGACUCUGGAUCUCAACUGCCUAGUUUCUGGACAGGCCCAUGCCCAAGUCACAUGGCACAAGCGUGGUGGCAGCCUCCCUGCCCAGCACCAGGUGCAUGGCUCCAGGCUCCGGCUACCCCAGGUGACCCCAGCAGACUCUGGGGAGUAUGUAUGUCGCGUGGUGAGCAGCUCAGGCAUCCAGGAAGCCUCAGUCCUUGUCACCAUCCAAAAGCGCCUUGGCCCCUCCCACACCCAGAGCGUGGUGUACCCCGUCCGCAUCGAGUCCUCCUCAGCGUCCCUAGCCAAUGGACACAUGCUGGAACUCAACUGCCUGGUGGCCAGUCAGGCCCCCCACACCAUCACCUGGUACAAGCGUGGAGGCAGCCUGCCCAGCCGGCACCAGAUCGUGGGCUCCCGGCUGCGGAUCCCCCAGGUGACCCCUGCUGACUCGGGCGAGUAUGUGUGUCAUGUCAGUAACGGUGCCGGCUCCCAGGAGACCUCGCUCGUUGUCACCAUCCAGGGCAGUGGCUCCUCCCACGUGCCCAGCGUCUCCCCACCAAUGAGGAUCGAGUCCUCAUCCCCCACAGUGGUUGAAGGACAGAACUUGGAACUGAACUGCGUGGUCGCUGGGCAGCCCCAGGCCACCAUCACAUGGUACAAGCGUGGGGGAAGCCUUCCUUCCCGCCACCAGGCCCAUGGCUCCCGCCUGCGACUGUACCAGCUGUCCGUGGCUGACUCCGGCGAGUACGUGUGCCGAGCUAACAACAACAUCGAUGCCCAGGAGACCUCCAUCAUGGUUUCGGUCUCCCCCACUGCUGGCAGCCCCUCCAUCCCUGGCAGUGCCGUGCCCAUCAGAAUUGAGUCAUCUUCUUCACAUGUGGCUGAAGGGCAGACCCUGGAUCUGAACUGUGUGGUUGCUGGACAGGCCCACGCCCAGGUCACUUGGCAUAAGCGAGGGGGCAGCCUCCCUGCUCGCCACCAGGCGCAUGGCUCGUUGCUGCGGCUGCACCAGGUGUCCCCAGCUGACUCGGGCGAGUACGUGUGCCGCGUGGUGGGUGGCUCCGGCUCUCUGGAGGCCUCUGUCCUGGUCACCAUCGAGGCCUCUGGCUCUAGCGCUGUUCCUGCCCCUGCCCCUGGCGGAGCCCCAGCCAUCCACAUCGAGACCUCCUCCUCCCACGUGGCUGAAGGGCAGACCCUGGACCUGAAGUGCGUGGUUCCCGGGCAGGCCCAUGCCCAGAUCACAUGGCACAGGCGUGGAGACAACCUCCCUGCCCGGCACCAGGUCCACGGCCCCCUGCUGAGGCUGAACCAGGUGUCCCCGGCUGACUCUGGCGAGUACUCGUGCCAGGUGACUGGCAGCUCCCUGAAGGCUUCUGUCCUGGUCACCAUCGAGGCCGCUAACCCAAGCCCCAUUCCUGCCCCAGGACUGGCCCAGCCCAUCUACAUUGAGGGCACCUCCUCCCAUGUGGCCGAGGGGCAGACUCUGGACCUGAACUGCGUGGUGCCUGGGCAGGCCCAUGCCCAAGUCACAUGGCUCAAGCGCGGGGGCAGCCUUCCCGCCCGGCACCAGGCCCACGGCUCCCGGCUGCGCAUCCACCACGUGUCCCCCGCGGACUCCGGAGAAUACGUGUGCCGCGUGGUCGGCAGCUCGGGGCCCGAGCAGGAGGCCUCCUUCACGGUCACCGUCCCGCCGAGUGCUGGGUCCUCCUACCGCCUCAGGAGCCCUGUCAUCUCCAUUGACCCACCCAGCAGCACUGUGCAGCAGGGCCAAGACGCCAGCUUCAAGUGCCUCAUCCACGACGGGGCGGCCCCCAUCAGCCUUGAAUGGAAGACCCGGAACCAAGAGCUGGAGGACAAUGUCCACAUCAGCCCCAACGGCUCCAUCAUCACCAUCGUGGGCACCCGGCCCAGCAACCAGGGCACCUACCGUUGCGUGGCCUCCAAUGCCUACGGCGUGGCCCAGAGCGUCGUGAGCCUCAGCGUGCACGGACCCCCGGUGGUGUCUGUGCUCCCCGAGGGCCCUGUGCGGGUGAAAGUGGGCAAGGCUAUCACCCUGGAGUGUGUCAGUGCUGGGGAACCCCGCUCUUCUGCUCGCUGGACCCGCAUCGGCACCUCUGCCACCCUGGAACAGCAGACAUACGGGCUCAUGGACGGCCACACGAUGCUGCAGAUUUCAUCAGCUAAACCAUCAGAUGCAGGCACCUACGUGUGCCUCGCUCAGAAUGCACUGGGCACAGCCCAGAAGCGGGUAGAGGUGAUUGUGGAUACAGGUGCCGUGGCCCCAGGCGCCCCCCAGGUCCAGGUUGAAGAGGUUGAGCUGACCGUGGAGGCUGGACACACAGCUACCCUGCGCUGUUCAGCCACAGGCAGCCCCACGCCCACCAUCCACUGGUCCAAAUUACGCUCCCCGCUGCCCUGGCAGCACCGGCUGGAAGGUGACACACUGAUCAUCCCCCGGGUGGCCCAGCAAGACUCGGGCCAGUACAUCUGCAACGCCACCAGCCCUACCGGGCAUGCUGAAGCCACCAUCGCCCUGCACGUGGAGAGUCCACCAUAUGCCACCACAAUCCCAGAGCACAUCUCAGUGCAGGCAGGGGAGAUGGUGCAGCUCCACUGCGUGGCGCACGGGACACCCCCGCUCACCUUCCAGUGGAGCCGGGUGGGCGGCAGCCUCCCCGCAAGAGCCAUCACCAGGAACGAGCUACUUCGCUUUGAGCCUGCGUCUCCUGAGGACUCAGGCCGCUACCGCUGCCAGGUCACCAAUAGGGUGGGCACUGCCGAGGCCUUCGCCCAGGUGCUUGUCCAAGGCCCUUCCGGCUCCCAUCCCGCCAGCCCAGCCGGGUCCACGGCCACCAUUCAGAUCACACCUCAGAUAGAGACCAAGAGCAUUGGGGCGAGUGUCGAGUUCCACUGUGCCGUGCCCAGUGACAGGGGCACCCAGCUCCGCUGGAUCAAGGAAGGGGGUCAGUUGCCCCCUAACCACAGCGUGCAGGAUGGAGUGCUCCGAAUCCAGAACCUGGACCAGAGCUGCCAAGGGACGUAUAUUUGCCAGGCCCAAGGACCGUGGGGACGGGCCCAGGCCAGUGCCCAGUUGAUUGUCCAAGCCUUGCCCUCCGUGCUGAUCAACAUCCGGACCUCCGUGCACACUGUGGUGGUUGGACACGCGGUGGAGUUUGAGUGCCUGGCGCUGGGUGACCCCAAGCCUCAGGUGACAUGGAGCAAAAUUGGAGGGCGCCUGCGGCCUGGCAUUGUACAGAACGGAGGCAUCAUCAGGAUCGCCCAGGUGGAGCUGGCCGAUGCGGGGCAGUACCGCUGUACCGCCACCAACCCCGCUGGGUCCACCCAGUCCCACGUGCUACUCCUGGUACAAGCCCUGCCCCUGAUUUCCACGCCGCCAGAGGUCCGCGUGCCUGCUGGUUCUACCGCUGUCUUCCCCUGCAUGGCCUCUGGCUAUCCCACUCCUGAUAUCUCCUGGAGCAAGCUGGAUGGUAACCUGCCACCUGACAGCCGCCUGGAGAAAAACAUGCUAGUGCUGCCCUCGGUGCGACCCCAGGACGCAGGCACCUACGUCUGUACUGCCACAAACCGCCAGGGCAAGGUCAAAGCCUUCGCCCACUUGCAGGUGCCAGAGCGGGUGGUGCCCUACUUCACACAGACCCCCCGCUCCUUCCUGCCACUGCCCACCAUCAAGGAUGCCUACAGGAAGUUUGAGAUCAAGAUCACUUUCCGGCCUGACUCAGCUGAUGGGAUGCUGCUGUACAAUGGGCAGAAGCGGAUCCCAGGGAGCCCCACCAGCCUGGCCAACAGGCAGCCUGACUUCAUUUCAUUCGGCCUUGUGGGCGGAAGGCCCGAGUUCCGGUUUGAUGCAGGCUCAGGCAUGGCUACCAUCCGCCACCCCACUCCGCUGGCGCUGGGCCAAUUCCACACUGUGACCCUGCUGCGAAGCCUCACCCACGGCUCCCUGAUUGUGGGCAACCUGGCCCCUGUCAACGGGACCUCCCAGGGCAAGUUCCAGGGCCUGGACCUGAAUGAGGAACUCUACCUGGGGGGCUACCCCGACUACAGAGCCAUCCCCAAGGUGGGGCUGAGCAGCGGCUUUGUAGGUUGUGUCCGGGAGCUGCGCAUCCAGGGUGAAGAGAUCGUCUUCCACGACCUCAACCUCACAGCGCACGGCAUUUCCCACUGCCCCACCUGUCGGGAUCGGCCCUGCCAGAACGGCGGCCAGUGCCAGGACUCAGAGAGCAGCAGCUACGUGUGCAUCUGCCAGGCCGGCUUCACUGGCAGCCGCUGUGAGCACUCGCAGGCCCUGCACUGCCACCCAGAGGCCUGUGGACCCGACGCCACCUGUGUAAACCGACCUGACGGCCAAGGCUACACCUGCCGCUGUCACCUGGGCCGUUCGGGGUUGAGGUGUGAGGAAGGUGUGACAGUGACCACCCCCUCCAUGUCGGGCACUGGCUCCUACCUGACGCUGCCUGCUCUCACCAACACGCACCACGAGCUGCACCUGGAUGUGGAGUUCAAGCCACUGGCCCCAGAUGGGCUCCUGCUGUUCAGUGGGGGGAAGAGUGGGCCCGUGGAGGACUUCGUGUCCCUGGCGCUGGUGGACAGCCACCUGGAGUUCCGCUACGAGCUGGGGUCAGGGCUGGCCAUCCUGCGGAGCCCCGAGCCGCUGGCCCUGGGCCGCUGGCACCGCGUGUUUGCCGAGCGCCUCAACAAGGAUGGGAAACUGCAGGUGAACGGCGGCCGCCCCGUGCUGCGCUCCUCUCCGGGCAAGAGCCAGGGCCUCAACCUGCACACCUUCCUCUACCUGGGUGGCGUGGAGCCCUCCGUGCAGCUGCCCCCAGCUGCCAACGUCAGCACUCACUUCCGGGGCUGUGUGGGCGAGGUGUCAGUGAAUGGAAAGCGGCUGGACCUCACCUACAGCUUCCUGGGCAGCCGGGGCAUCGGGCAGUGCUAUGACAGCUCCCCGUGCGAGCGCCAGCCCUGCCAGCACGGCGCCACGUGCAUGCCCGCCGGAGAGUACGAGUUCCAGUGCCUGUGUCGAGAUGGCUACAAAGGAGACCUCUGUGAGCACGAAGAGAACCCCUGCCGACUCCGUGAACCCUGCCUGCAUGGGGGCACCUGCCAGGGCACCCGCUGCCUCUGUCCCCCCGGCUUCUCUGGCCUACGCUGCCAACAAGGCCCUGGACAUGGCAGAGAGUCCGACUGGCAUCUCGAAGGCAGCGGGGGCAACGAUGCCCCUGGGCAGUAUGGAGCCUAUUUCCAUGAUGACGGCUUCCUAGCCCUCCCCAACAGCGUCUUCUCCAGGAGCCUGCCCGAGGUGCCCGAGACCAUCGAGCUGGAGGUUCGGAGCAGCACGCCCAGCGGCCUCCUGCUCUGGCAGGGCGUGGAGCUGGGAGAGGUUGGCCGAGGCCAGGACUUCAUCAGUCUCGGGCUUCAGGAUGGGCACCUUGUCUUCAGCUACCAGCUGGGCAGUGGGGAGGCGCAUCUUGUCUCUGAGGACCCCAUCAAUGACGGCGAGUGGCAUCGGGUGACGGCACUGCGCAAGGGCCGGAGAGGCUCCAUCCAGGUGGACGGCGAGGAGCUGGUCACCGGCCAGUCCCCGGGCCCCAACGUGGCGGUCAACACCAAGGGCAGCAUCUACAUCGGUGGAGCCCCCAAUGUGGCCACACUGACCGGGGGCAGGUUCACCUCGGGCAUCACGGGCUGUAUCAAGAACCUGGUGCUGCACUGUGCCCGGCCCGGCGCCCCGCCCCCACAGCCACUGGACCUACAGCACAGCGCCCGGGAGGGGGCCAACACACGCCCCUGCCCCUCGUAGGCACUGGCCUGACCCACAUGGACUCCCGGGCAGCGCCCCAGCCCCACAAUGUCGAGUAUAUUAUUAUUAAUAUUAUUAUGAAUAUUUUGUAAGAAACUGAGGCAAUGCCACGCUUGCUGCUACUGCCCUGGGCUGGACUGAGGGGUGGGUCACCCCCACUCACAUCCCUGGGCAAGCCACAGGCCGGCAGGCAAGGCAGUUGGAUGGAAGCGAGUGCCUCAGAGGGCCGCCCGGACUUAGGCUCAGGCAUGGUGGCUGAGUGGGCUCAGAACUGCGCCACUGUCCCUCCAUGGAGCCCCCAAGGUAGAGCCGGGCCACCCACUCUGCAGCUCUUGAGCAGCCCUUGUUCCUACAAGAGCCACCCUCUGCGUCCAGCCUGGAGCAGGGCAUGGCAGGGCCUUUGCCACCCUCUUCUGGGUUGGGAAAGCUCUUCAGUGCCAGCUGUGGAGCAAAAGUCAGCUCACCCAUGAGCAGGCAGCCCCCACCCAGCCCAUGUCCCAGCUGCCCCCUCCUGCCAAAUCUUCCUGGCCUGCAUCGUCCCAUCCCACCCCACCCCCAUGGCCACCUAGGACCCCUGCCCUCUGGGGCUGCUAGGGAAACCACCCCCACCCUUACCAGGAGCUGCUACAGGCAGAGCCCAGCACUGAGAGGGCCCCCGCCCACACCAGGCCAUAUCCCCCCACUGAUCUGGAAGUGAAGGCCCAGGGGACAUGGGGGGAGGGAGUGUUGGUGAUCAAAAAAGUUAGUGCCUUGAGUAGGGGAUGCGGGGACUCGUGACUGGGAGGAGCCGGAAGGGGCCAUGACAGACCUGCCCCAUCUGUGGGAGCCCGAGGGCCCAACUGGAGACAGCGCCCUCCCCACCAGCAGCCCCAGACUGUGGGGUCAGGACACCUGGCCUCUUGUGUGCUAGAAGGGACCCUCCUGUGGUCUUUGUCUUGAUCUUUCUUAAUAAACGGUGCUAUCCCCGCCAGGGCCGUCUCCUGGGUCUAGGGCUUGGUUGGGCGGGACCUGAGGAUGAACAGGGAUGGGGCAAAACUGGGCCGGUUCGGUCUGGAAGUGAGCGAGGACCCCACUCCCUGCUCUUGGCCCAUCUAGCAGAGGGCCAGCCCUCAUGCCAGCUGCGGUCAGGUCCUCACCUCCUGUGACCAUCACAUCACCCUGUGAGGCAGGAGCCCCCACUCUCCAGGAGAGCAGACGAGUCAGGCCCAAAAGCCGACGGCCUUGGGUGGGGUGGGGGUCUGUCUGACCCCAGAGCCCACCCUUCUGCCUCUAAUGCCUGCAGCCUCUCUAGAGAUGGCCUUCCUGACCCUGGGAGGCUGGCCCACGCGGCCGCAGCCCUCCUGGAGCCACGCGACCAGGACUCAGGUAACAGAUGGUACAGCCAAGACUGAGGCCACGGGCACCAGCCCAGCAGGCCAGCCGACUGGAGGAGCAGCAGCACCAGAGGAGGCCCACGAGGAGGCCGGUGGAGGCCAGGAUCAGCAAGGAGGCCAGCACCACCCCCUGCAGUCGGGGACCUGUAGAAGGAAAGGGAGAGAGCACUGGAGUCUGGCCUGGGCUCGUGUCCUCUGGAGAGGGGACUGCGUGAUCUUGGUGGAAGGAGGGGAAGCAAGUGCCACUGACCUUCCCGAGUUAUGCCUGGUUGUUUGGGGUCCGGGUCUGCAAUGGGACUCCUGUCGGCCACAGUGUGGAGGGUGCCUGCAGACCCCAGAGCUGGUGGGAGAGUCGGGAGCGUGGCGGCAUCACCGUGCAUACUCCCUGCUUGACUGGGCACCAGAGAGGGGCCUGUAGUGGAGACGAGAGCCCACAUGCUGACGUUACCCCUUCUCGGGCGUGACUAGGCCCAGUUUAACCGUCCCCAGACCUCUCUGAAUAUCAGUGGUUCCACUUUACAGAUAAGGGGAGAGAGACACAGCGAGGUUAAGUCACUUGCCCAGGUUCCAGAACAGGGAGUGCUGGGGGGCCCUGCACACAGCUGCCUGCUCCAGGCCUGUGUCUGUGAAGGCCUGGGAAAGGGAGAGCUCUCGGGCCUCGCCUGGGCUCACAUCCUCUGGAGAGGGACCACGUGAUCUUGGCGGAAGAAAGGAAAGCAAGUGCCACUGACCUUCCCAAGUUGUGCCUGGUUGUUUGGGGUCCAGGUCUGUGAUGGGACUCCUGUUGGCCGCAGUGCGGAGGGUGCCCGCAGACCCCAGAGCUGGGGGGAGAGUCAGGAGUGUGGGAGGACUUCUCUGUGUACCGAGCACCACGCUAGGGCCAGCCCUUAUGGCGAUUCACUUAAGGUUUCUGACAACUCGGGCCUCCCCGAUGGCGCAGGCAGGUGAGCUCCGCACUGGGAAGCUGUCCGCAGCCUCUGCAGCGCCAUUUCGAUCCCGGCCAAGCGGCGAGGGUCCCACAUGGUGCAGCAGACCUCUCCUGUCGCACCCGCUGCUCCCCUCAGCAGUGUAUUUCAUCAGUCUGCCUGUUCUGUUCCCCACUCUGUCUCUAGUGAAUCCUCUCACUCUCCCGCGCCUCUGGCCUGUACCCCGGUUCUUGUAUAAAUGAAUAAAUCUUAAAAAGAAAAAGUUUCUGACAACUCUGAAAGCUUGGGUUUAUCACCCCACCUUACAGACAAGGAGACAGACAUGGAGAGGUCCAUUCAUCCACUCACUUGACCAGUAUUUCUGCAACUACUCUACCCCAGGCAUUGCUCUAGGAACUGGGAAAUGUGACCAUGAGCUAAAUACACAAAAAUGUCAUCUCUGGAAUUGGCAUUUUAGGGUGGGAAGUUCACAAUACAGAAAGCUCAGGUCAAAUGGAGACAGGUGCUAUGGAGAAAAAUUAAGCAGGGUAAAGGGGUAG